This is a messenger RNA of Metschnikowia bicuspidata var. bicuspidata NRRL YB-4993, 2919 nucleotides long. It is a transcript of the gene LIG4, whose product is annotated as DNA ligase (ATP). Lineage: Eukaryota; Fungi; Ascomycota; Pichiomycetes; Serinales; Metschnikowiaceae. Gene Ontology annotation, cellular component: DNA ligase IV complex. Gene Ontology annotation, molecular function: ATP binding; DNA ligase (ATP) activity; DNA binding. The record is from RefSeq and is a predicted model, not a curated record. The transcript has 2 exons. Bases 1 to 2919 code for a protein of 972 amino acids. Gene Ontology annotation, biological process: DNA recombination; double-strand break repair via nonhomologous end joining; nucleotide-excision repair, DNA gap filling.
AUGCUGUCGGCAGCCCUGGCGCCCACACCGCUGUUUCUAGACGGCGUGGAGGCGCCGCGGAACUUCAACCCGGCGCCCGCGCCGUUCGCCCUCGUGGUGCAGGAGCUUUUCCUCCGGCUCGAGGCCGUGUGCGCCGCCAACAAGGCGCCGUUCGGCUCGGUGGGCGAGAAGAAGAGCCACGUCAUUGCCCAGUUUGUGCACACGUGGCGCACGCAUUUCGGCAGCGACAUCUACCCCGCGGCGCGGCUCGUCUUGCCGCACCGCGACCCCCGGCGGUAUCACGUCCAGGACGGGGCGCUCACGCGGCUCGUGGUGCGGCUCUUGCGGCUCCAGAAAGGCCUGGCGGACCACGACUUGGUGGCGCACUGGCGGCGCGACCACCACCACAAAGCGCGGCUCGCGGGCCGGCGCGAGCGGCGCGGCACGGGCGACUUCCCGCUCCUCGUGCUGCGGCUCGUGCAGCGGCGGCGCGACCCCGCGCACCCGGUGGCCUCCUCCGUGUCGGUGGCGGACGUGAACGCGGCGUUGGACGCGGCGGCAGGCCUGCGGCAGGCCACGGAGCAGGCCGCGGCGCUCGCGCCGCUCGUGGCGCGGAUGACCGUGGCGGAGGUGCGCGUGUUCUUUGGGAUCUUGCUCCAGCAGCCCAUGCUCUCGUUCUACGAGCGCAGUUUCUUCGACGCGUGGCACGCGGACGCGUACGCGCUCGCGCAGGUGUGCGGCGACUUGGCCACGGUGUUGUGGGCGCUGGCGGACCCGCGGCGGCGGUUUUCGGCGGCGCAGCUCUGCGUGCAGCCGAUGCACCAGUUCGUGCCGCAGGCGCUGCACAAGCUCACGGUGUCGUACGCCGAGCUCUGCCGCAAGAUGGCCCAGCCGCUCGUGCGCGAGGGCAGGGACCCCGGCUUGGUGCGCAUGUACGACGCGCAGCGCCUCCAGGGCCGCUUCCUCAUCGAGGAGAAGAUCGACGGCGACCGCAUGCUCAUGCACAUGGCCGGCGGCCGCUUCCGCUGGCACACGCGCCGCCGCCGCGACUACACGCCCGUGUACGGCGAGACCACGCACGGCGGCUCGCUCGCGCCGCACCUCGGCGGCGCGUUCGCCGACAACGUGCACAGCGUGGUGCUCGACGGCGAGAUGGUGGCCUGGAGCAGCGCCCGCCAGUGCGUGCUCCCGUUCGGCUCGUUGCGCUCCGCGGCCGUGCACGAGGCGCUCAAGCAGCGCGCCGCCGUGGACGUGUACGCGGGCAACGACAGCUGGCCCAUGUACAUUGUGUUCGACAUUGUGCACCUCAACGGGCGCGACUUGACGCGGCUCCCGCUCUUCUACCGCAAGAGCGUGCUCCUGGCGGUGGUGCGCGAGGUGCCGCGGCGGCUCGAGGUGCUCCGCUGGAUAAAGGCCGCCGGGCCCGCGGACAUCGAGGCCAACAUGCGCCGCAUCGUGUGCGCCAACAACGAGGGCAUCAUGGUCAAGUCGCUCUUGCUGAAGUACCGCGUGCACAGCCGCGACCUGACGUGGAUCAAGGUCAAGCCCGAGUACCUCGAGAGCUUCGGCGAGAACCUCGACCUCGUGGUCAUCGGCAAGACCGGCCGCGUCAAGACGGCGUACUUCUGCGGGCUCCGCGACGACGCGCACGGCGGCACGCACAAGCUGUUCUGCGCCGUGGCCAACGGCUUCUCCGCCGCCGUGUACCGCCACAUCGAGUCCGCGCUCGGCCCGUUCUGGCAGGACCACGCCGCGUGCCCGCCGCCGCCGGACGUCGUGCAGUUUGGCGCCAAGAAACCCGCGUUCUGGGUGCACCCGGCCCACCUGGUGGUCUUGGAGAUCAAGGCCCGCUCCGUCGACUCCGCCGCCGGCUCGUCCUACGCGGCCGGCUCCACCUUGCACAACCUCUGGUGCCGCGCCGUGCGCGACGACAAGUCCUACGACGAGUGCCUCAGUCUCCAGGACUACCACGAGCUCCGCCGCCGCCACUCGCGCGACCCCGGCAAGCCGCAGCGGGUCAACCGCGACCGCAGGCUCGACCACGCCGACUCCAUCUACCAGAAGUACGCCGUGGCCGGGCCGCCGCCGCCACUGCCGGCCGCUAACCGCUCCGAGCUCUUUGCGGGCUUGGUGCUCGUCGUGGCCACGGACUCCCACGACCCCGCCACGGGCGUCGCCGUGCCGGCCGCCGACACGCGCCGCGUGGCCGCAAGCCACGGCGCGGACGUGUGGCUCGACGUGCGCCCCGACGAUUUGCGCGUGCUCUCGGUCUUGCUUGUGGGCGAGGUGGCCACGCCGCGCGUGCGCCGCUGGAUCGCGGACGGCUUCGACGUGCUCCGGCCGCGCUGGGUCCACGAGUGCGUGCGGCGCGGGCGCCUCGUGCCGCUCGAGCCGCAGUAUGUGUUUUGCGCCAACUCCGCGGCGUUCCAGCGUGCGCUCGGUGCGCGUGUCGACGUGUUCGGCGACAGUUAUACGGAGGGCGGCGUGUCGUCGUCGGGCUUUCUCGCGUACCUUGCGGGCUUGCCCGUGGACAGCCCGCUCAGUGCGGGCCAGUCGGAGUUUGAAGACCGCCAGUCCGAGUUUGAGCCCGAAGCCGAGCCUAUCGCCGACGCCCCGGCGCUUUUCCGCGGCGCCUCGUUCUACGUGGUGCCUGCCCCGGGGCUUGCCGGGUCCGCCGAGCAGGCCCGCAUCCAGCGCCGCAUCGAGCGCUUCGCCGGCCGCGUGGCGCCCGGCCCGGUGGGCUGCGGCUACAUCGUCAUGCCGCAGUCUUUGGUGGACUCGGGCUCGGCCCAGCAGGCGCAGAACGAAGUGCGGGCCCAAAUCGCCCGCUCGUUUGGCGAGCACUCGCGCCUCGCGUACAUCGUGGCCGAGCGCUUCUUGCGUGCCAGCAUCGACGCCGGCGAGUUGGCCGACCCGGCGCUGUUCGGGCUUGAUGGCUGA